AGUAGUUUUGACAGCUUCACCAUUCUUUUUCUUUCAUCUUGUUCUGAACAUUGUUCUCUGCAUUCAAUUUCUUCAGAUCAGUAAUUUAGUAUUGUCCAAUUUAUUUAUUUAUUUUAAAAAACCCAUUAAAAAUCAUUCAUCCUGCCUUCAUUCUCAUUUAUUCUUUCUGUAGCCCAUUCAUCAUAAUCUUUUGUCCAGUCCCAUUCAUUUGUUUUUUUGUUGCUUUGUUAAGUCAUACUAAAAUAAUUUUUCUUUUUCUUUUUUUGCUUGAGUUUAUUAAAUAUGUAUGUACAUGCCUGAGUUUUGUAGUGUAUUCAAGAAUGUAAUGUGAGAUAUCAGAGUCUUUUCUAGUUGGUUUCUAACAAAAGUGAAAAAACAAUGAAUGGUAUAGUGAUAGAUGAAAAUCAGAGAAGAGUUGGUAAGAAAGAAAAUGGCAGUUCUUGGAAAUGUGCAUAUGGUUAUGCCCAACAUAGGCGUUGCAAAAGUGCUUCCGACAAAAAUGUUGCUGUAUCGAAAGGCGGAGACAGACAACCCGUAAGAAAAGAGUUGAAUGAACCGCCUGUUUUGCUACCUUCAACGAGGAGUUGUAAAGCAAGUCCAUUACAUGAAUUCUCCAAAAUUAUUAGCAGAGAGGCAGUUCCAGACCACAGAGUCUCCUUGGAAAAAGAUAUCGAGCAAUUACAAAUGCGUUUGCAGCAAGAAAAGUCGAUGCGUAUGGUGCUUGAGAGGGCAAUGGGACGAGCUUCUAGCACUCUAUCUCCUGGACAUAGGCAUUUUGCUGCUCAGACAAAAGAGUUGAUAGCUGAGAUUGAAUUACUUGAAGAAGAGGUUGCAAACCGUGAGCAGCACGUCCUUUCUCUGUACAGGAGCAUUUUUGAAGAAUGCAUUAGCCGGCCUUCUUCUGAGCAAAGUUCGGUCAUGACUUCUCCAGCACAUAGUAAAGCUGAGUCUAGAAAACACCCAAGUAUAAUAUCAAGUGCCUUUUGCUCAUCCAAAAAGUUUCCUUUGCGGACAUUCCAAGCUCUUGCUGCCAUAAAUGAAUUGGGAAAAAGGAACUUGUCGCAGUCAAAAUCAAGACAUGCUUCAUUUUAUAAUAGUAAAGUUAAUGCACACAUUAAGAAAAGUUGUUCAGCCCAUGCUAAGGAGCAAACAUCAAUGGAGAAAGCUCCUCUGUCCCGAAGUCUUAAAGACCAUCUUUACCAGUGCCCCAGUAAGUUGUCUGAGGAAAUGGUUAGGUGCAUGGCUGCAGUAUACUGUUGGCUCCGUAGUACAGAUCAAUUGACAAGUACUGAAGAAAAGCGAUCACCGUUGUCAUCAAGGUCAUCCACUAAUGUGAUAAUUCCAAAGCAUGAUAUUAAAGAGGACAGAGAUUGGUUUUGCAAAUCCACUAUUGAAAUAUCUUGGAUAGCAACAGACAAGAAUAAAUUCUCUCGUGCAUCUUACGCCAUCAGCAACUACAGAGUUUUGGUGGAGCAAUUGGAAAGAACAAAUAUCAGUCAGAUGGGAACCAAUGCCAAGAUGGCAUUCUGGAUCAACUUGUACAAUUCCUUAGUCAUGCAUGCAUAUCUGGCAUAUGGAAUACCACAGAACUCUCUUAGGAGGUUGGCAUUGUUUCACAAGGCUGCUUACAAUGUUGGUGGCCAGAUCAUAAGUGCCAAUGCCAUUGAACAGUCGAUUUUUGGUCUGCGUACGCAUCGGAUUGGACGGUGGUUGGAGACCAUUCUGUCAACUGCUUUACGGAAAAGAUCGGGAGACAUCAGCUCAAAAUUCGCCCUUCAAGAGUUCCAGCCCCUUGUUCUCUUUGCUCUGUGCACUGGCGCUUUUUCCGAUCCCAUGCUGAAAGUGUACACAUCCGUAAAUAUUGUGGAGGAAUUGGAAGCAGCAAAGAGAGAGUUUCUACAGGCUAAUAUUGUUGUAAACAAGUCAAAAAGAGUAUUCUUACCUAAGGUUCUCGAAAGAUAUGCGAAGGAAGCAAGUAUUCCAGCGGAUGAUCUUCUUAACUGGGUUAUGGAAAACGUUGAAAAGAAGCUUCGCGAUUCCAUACAUAAAUGUGUUGAAGGAAGAACCAAUAAAAAGUCGUCUCAGAUAAUUGAAUGGCUACCUUACUCUUCAAGAUUCCAAUAUGUAAUUUCAAAAGAUUUUACAGAGAAGCCUUGGUGGGCAUAGAAGUGUUGAAUAAUGUAGAGAAAGUCUUGAGUUGAUCUUUCUAAUGCACAUAACUAAUGCUUAAGCCUUGGUUCAUUCCUUCAGUUUGUAGGAUUCUGAUUUGAUCUGGAACUAAGUGAUUGUACAUUGACUUCAAUUCAUUUACAGGUUUGUGAGCA
Molecule: messenger RNA, 2324 nt
Organism: Nicotiana attenuata
Lineage: Eukaryota; Viridiplantae; Streptophyta; Magnoliopsida; Solanales; Solanaceae
Exons: 11
Coding region: 379-2166 (595 amino acids)
Source: RefSeq, a predicted model, not a curated record